AUGGAAGAACGCAAGGAAAAACAAGGACGGACGGACGGACACAUGGAAGGACGCAAGGAAAAACAAGGACGGACGGACGGACACAUGGAAGAACGCAAGGAAAAACAAGGACGGACGGACGGACACAUGGAAGGACGCAAGGAAAAACAAGGACGGACGGACGGACACAUGGAAGGACGCAAGGAAAAACAAGGACGGACGGACGGACAUGGGGAAGGACACAGGAAAAACAAGGACGGACGGACGGACACAUGGAAGGACGCAAGGAAGAAGCAAGGACGGACGGACGGACACAUGGAAGGACACAAGGAAAAACAAGGACGGACGGACGGACACAUGGAAGGACGCAAGGAAAAACAAGGACGGACGGACGGACACAUGGAAGGACGCAAGGAAAAACAAGGACGGACACAUGGAAGGACACAAGGAAAAGCAAGGACGGACGGACGGACAUGGAAGGACGCAAGGAAAACAAGGACGGACGGACGGACACAUGGGGACGCAAGGAAAAACAAGGACGGAUACAUGGAAGGACACAAGGGAAAAACAAGGACGGACGGACGGACACUUGGAAGACGCAAAGGAAAGAAACAAGGACGGACAUGGAAGGACACAAGGAAAAAACAGGACGGACGGACGGACACAUGGAAGAACGCAAAGGAAAAACAAGGACGGACACAUGGAAGGACACAAGGAAAAACAAGGACGGACGGAUGGACAUGGAAGGACGCAAGGAAAAACAAGGACGGACACAUGGAGGACACAAGGAAAAACAAGUACGGACGGACGGACACGUGGAAGGACGCAAAGGAAAAACAAGGACGGACACAUGGAAGGACACAAGGAAAAACAAGGACAGGACGGACGGCGGACACAUGGAAGAACGCAAGGAAAAACAAGGACGGACACAUGGAAGGACACAAGGAAAAACAAGGACGGACGGACGGACACAUGGAAGAACGCAAGGAAAAACAAGGACGGACGGACGGACACAUGGAAGAACGCAAGGAAAAACAAGGACGGACACAUGGAAGGACACAAGGAAAAACAAGUACGGACACGAGUGAAGACAGACGAGAGGGCAAAACGAAAACAAACGACGGCCAAAAGAAAAGAGAGACGGAACAAAAGGAAAUAUAG
Messenger RNA from Homarus americanus (American lobster), 1140 nucleotides. RefSeq names its product high mobility group nucleosome-binding domain-containing protein 5-like. The transcript has a single exon. The record is from RefSeq and is a predicted model, not a curated record. Bases 1 to 1140 code for a protein of 379 amino acids. Lineage: Eukaryota; Metazoa; Arthropoda; Malacostraca; Decapoda; Nephropidae.